GUCAAAUCACAUGUUUGUCACAUGUGUCAAAAAAAGAGUUAAAAAUCGGUGUUUUGCAGGAAGAAAAUUAUAAAACCUCUCAAUUUUCUCAAUAAUUUGAAAUGUCCUCGGUUACAAACAUCGCACGCACUUUAUUCCUGAGAAGUUGUAGGCUGCACCGUGCAGGAAUUACGUGCAGACAUUUCAAUGGUCUUGCAAAAACGACUUUCAGACGUCCCGCCGUUCUAUCGCAAAUAAGGCUCACAAGCACCGAAACUGCUACCAAGAGCGAUGAAGAAUAUCACACAAUUAUCAAAGACACGGAAAAACCAGUGGGCGAGAGUACCAAACACGACUUUCAAGCAGAAACGAGGAUGCUGCUCGAUAUAGUAGCAAGAUCAUUGUAUUCUGAAAAGGAGGUAUUUGUAAGGGAAUUGAUAUCUAACGCUAGCGAUGCUUUGGAAAAGUUCCGGUACCUCUCAGUUUCAGAAAGUGAGAGUGACAAGAUUGUUGACAAAGAUAGACCCUUAGAGAUCCAUAUAUCAACUGAUAAACAUAAUAGAACACUGACAAUACAGGAUACAGGUAUUGGCAUGACUAAAGAUGAGUUGAUCCAAAAUCUGGGGGUAAUAGCUAAAUCCGGAUCAAAGGCGUUCUUAGAACAGUUGAAGUCGAAACAAGGUACAGCAGAUAGCAGCAUAAUAGGUCAGUUUGGUGUUGGUUUUUACAGCGCUUUCAUGGUGGCUGAUAGAGUAGAUGUAUACUCGAGGGCUGUUGGUGAAGAACAGGGAUAUAAAUGGACAUCAGACGGCACUGGCACUUAUGAGAUCCAGCCUGCAGAAGGAGUGCAACCAGGCACGAAAAUCGUGAUUCAUUUGAAGUCGGACUGUCGCGAGUUUGCAGAUGAUGAAACUAUCAGAAACAUCAUCAACAAAUACAGCAACUUUGUCGGCAGUCCGCUGUAUUUGAACGGGAAAAAGGCGAACAUUGUUCAGCCUUUGUGGUUGGCUGAUCCCAAGGCGGUCACUGUCCAACAGCAUAAUGACUUUUACAGAUUUAUCAGCGGUAGCUAUGAUGUUCCAAGGUAUAUUCUGCACUACAAGACUGACGUUCCGCUAUCGAUAAGGGCGCUUUUGUAUUUCCCAGAGGGCAAGCCGGGUUUGUUCGAAAUGUCACGCGAGACUGAAUCAGGUGUAGCUCUAUACACGAAAAAGAUACUGAUCAAGAACAGAACAGAUAACAUUCUACCAAAGUGGUUGAGGUUUGUCAAAGGGGUGGUCGAUUCGGAGGAUAUUCCUUUGAAUCUGAGCAGGGAACUUUUGCAAAACAGCACACUGAUCAACAAACUGAGGGGAGUCCUGGCUGCAAAGGUGGUUAAGUUUCUACAAGAGCAGAUGAAAAAGAAUCCUGAAGAGUACGAAAAGUUCUAUAAAGAUUAUGGUAUAUUCAUCAAAGAAGGGAUAAUCACCAAUCACAACCAGCUUGAAAAGGAAGACGCAGCAAAUCUUCUCCUUUUCGAAUCUUCACAUCAAGAUGCCGGCAAAAAAGUGAAUUUGAGCGAUUACAUGGCGAGGAAUAAUGAGGAUCGUACAAUUUUCUAUUUGGCUGCCCCAAGCCGUACUCUUGCGGAAUCGUCUCCUUACUACGAAUCAUUGAAAAGCAAAAAGCACGAAGUACUGUUCUGCUACGAACCGUACGACGAGUUAGUUUUGAUGCAGUUACAACAGUUCAAAGGUUACAAGUUAGUGUCAGUCGAGAAAGAUAUGAGGGACGACAAGGCUGCAAACGAUCUUUCGAAUUUAGGGGAAGACAGUUUGAAGCGCAGCGAGAUAAAUGACCUGUCGAACUGGUUGAAAGACAAGCUAAGCGGAAAAGUGGCGACGGUGAAUGCUACGACUCGGUUGGAGAACCAUCCUUGUGUCAUCACCGUCGAGGAAAUGGCGGCCGCACGGCAUUUCAUAAGGACGCAGAGUCACGGAUUGCCCGAAGAUAGGAGAUACGCCAUCUUGCAGCCACAGUUUGAGAUUAAUCCUAGGCACCCCAUAAUCAAGAAAUUGUACAAGUUGAUGUCGUCUGAUCAGGAACUUGCAGAACUGCUAGCUAAGCAGCUUUUCGCGAACGCAAUGGUAGGAGCUGGGCUCGUGGAAGAUCCGCGGGUGUUGCUGACUUCAAUGAAUGAUCUCUUAACGAAAGCACUGGAAAAGCACUAACGUUAUAGUAUCUAAGUAUAUCUAGGCUACUUGAAACAAUCGAAUUAUUAAGAGUGUAAAUAUGGCGUGUGCUGCAGUUUAGGCAUAUUUAUUUGUAUAAUUAUGUUCAUUCCCGAUUCAUUGAGUUUUUUUAAAUAAAGUAUUGUUUAUAUGAGUUAAAA
Acanthoscelides obtectus is the source of this 2350-nucleotide messenger RNA. NCBI's taxonomy places the organism in Eukaryota, Metazoa, Arthropoda, Insecta, Coleoptera, Chrysomelidae. The record is from the annotation of a GenBank genome assembly.